Messenger RNA from Coregonus clupeaformis (lake whitefish), 2914 nucleotides. Its product is annotated as rab effector MyRIP. Gene Ontology annotation, cellular component: cortical actin cytoskeleton. The transcript has 11 exons. NCBI's taxonomy places the organism in Eukaryota, Metazoa, Chordata, Actinopteri, Salmoniformes, Salmonidae. The record is from RefSeq and is a predicted model, not a curated record. The annotation marks the transcript as partial. Gene Ontology annotation, molecular function: myosin binding; actin binding.
UCUCUUUCAUCCUCCCUCAGUGACCUGAAGCAGGAGCUUUACAAGGAGGGCAGUCGCUGCUCCCUGCUCUCCCGGCAGCAUCGCUUCAACGAGCGCCGCUGCAUCCGCUGCAGCUCUCCCUUCACCUUCCUGGUCAACCUCAAGCGCCAGUGUCUGGACUGCCAGUACAACGUCUGCAAUACCUGCAGCUCCUACAGCAAGAAAGACAAAGCCUGGGUCUGUUCAGCGUGCCAGAAGGGCAGGCUUCUAAAGACCCAGUCCCUGGAGUGGUACUACAACAAUGUGAAGUGUCGCUUCAAGAAGUUUGUUAGUGCCAAGGUAAUGAAGACAAUAUACAGAAAACACCUGGCGGAGCACGGAACGCUGGGAGAACUCACAGAGCACAGCAUGGCAGAGACCUUCACAGUGGCACUGAGGGUGGCAGGGGAGGCCAUCUACAAGGCAGAGGGACACACCGACAAUCAGAUCAUCCGACGGAGGAAGAACCUGGUUGAGAUGAAGCCAGACUAUGACCUGGACUGGCCCCCAAACAACCAGAGUGGUGACCAGCCCUUGGCUUCAAGCUGCCCCAGCUCCCAGAUCACCACAUCAGCCCGUGCCAAGGCCUCUCUAUGGUGCUCUGGGGUUUCCCAGGACUCUCAGCAGGGGCUGAAGGAGGAGGGAGGAGCGGCAGGGUUGGCCAGCUGGAAGAGUGUUGACCACCUGGACGACUCCAGUGCAUCCUCAGUGCUGAAGAGCCCUUACGGGAAUUGGAUCGCCUUGCAGAGCACCCAGCUGUCUCGGCCCAGCCUGCUGACCAAGAGGAAGUUGCUGGUAUUCAGUGUCCUGGAGUGGGAGUUCGGUGUGAUAUCCGCCUACAAUGAAAUGGGCUCUGACGACGCUGAGGGGGGUGAAGGGGCCUGGGGUGCUGCCCUGCUGGAGAUAAGCAGGAAAAUGACCUCCAACGCCAACAACAACCAGGGGUCAGAGGCUCCAGACACCCAGGCCUCUGCUGGCCAGCAGCCCAGCAUCCCAUCACACUCGCUGGGCCACCACGCCAGCACCGACACCCUCAACUUCGAGUCUGAGAGGUACUCGGCGGUGUCACUGCGCAGUAUCACCACUGAGGUGCUGAAGGUGUUAAAUGCGACAGAGGACCUACUCCAGGGGGUAGAGGGGGAUGACUACACCACCUCACUGUCCCCCAACACUGACACAAAGAGGCUGGACGAACAACUCAGCAAACUGGAGGAGAACGUCAGUUUGUCUGUGUACGUGGUGGCGGGCACGGCUUACGGCCUGGAGGCGGAGCUUGGCGACCUGGAGGAGUGUGCCCGGGCCAUCGGCAGUGCCACCUCAGACCUGGAGCUGUACUACCUGGAGGAGCAGGUGGCAACGGCUGCUGCCCAGGUGCAGCAGUCUGACCUCCAGGUGUCGGACAUCACAACCAGGAUCGCAGCUCUGAAGAUCGCAGGUCUCAACAUAGUCCCACAGAACCGCUUUUCUAAGCCCAAGAAACAGCCUAAGCCACAAACAUUUGACUCGUCACGUCAAACGAGGAGGCGGCUACCUGCUCCACCCUUGAAGGAUAAAGAAACAUAAGCCGGAUUGACCAGGCAUGUUGACACCUGCCAUGACUCCCCCCACACCAGUGCCUUGAGCCCCUUGUCCAGUCAGGAUGGUACCAUCAGUGUCCAGUAAGAGGGGUGCUAUCUGCCUUUAACCAACCACCAGGACACUACAGAGUACAGACUGACAGUUUUACCACUACUUCUGGCACUGUGGAUAAAGACGAGAGUUGUACAUUUCUUUAUAAUAAGAGAUGAAAAUAGUAGCUACAUACUUUAUGUAAAUUUAAUGUAAAAAAUAAAUGAAUUAAGUUAAGAAACAAAGCAGUGGUUUUAUAGAAUCUUUAUCUUAAAUAUGCUGUUGAGUGAAAUGUCAAUCAUCUCUUUGUUAUUGGACCUUUCAACCAAUCGGUGACCAGAGCCAUUUUUAUAUAGCAUAACGAGAACGUUGUUAUGACGAAUGAGAUGUAACUAACAAGCUGUGUGGCUAUUGGCUGAAAGGCAAGCUAUGAUUUAUACUACUGCUUGUUUUAACAUGUUUUUAACAGUUAACCUGUUUGAUAAAUAUUUAUAAAAGACACUGGUCUAUCAUUGUUAUGGGAACAAUCAUUACAAAAGAGACAAUUAUUGAAAUACGUGCUAAAUAACAUCCUUAAUUAAAAAAAACAAUCAGCAAUGAUUAGUCUUAUACUGUAUUAAUAUGGGUCAUACAGAAUAUUAUACUUUCAGGUAGACAGAAAGUCUCAUAUGGUUGUUAGUUCUUUGUAACCUUGAACAUCUGAUGUUUGAUAUUACGUUGUAAUUUAUGUACAAUAAAAUAACAAUUUAAUUACUUUUGGCUUAUCAUUGUGCUCCUACAGACAGAUGUUUCACUGUGUAGGCUACCUGUAGUUGUCUUCCACAAUUACAAUUGUGGGAACAAAGUCAUGAACUAAAGCCGUGAAGUAAUCAAUCUUGAGAUUCAUCCACACACAGAGCUUUGCAAACCUUAAGGAGAUGGAAAAAUAUGUUUGUUUGGGUUUUUGAGCUGAGGAAGUGGCACCAGUGUCUAACAUUCCUCCGGUCCUGAUGGAGCCUGGGACCUCUCAAUUGCAUGCUCCUCGCGUCCUGGGUUUUUGAGAAGGAGAUGAGGAGAGAGGACACGAGGAGUAUGCAAUUGAGAUCUUCCCAGGGCUUCUUUCUGGAGAAAUAAAGGCCAUCUUUAUGGAAACAAACUUCAACAGUUCUUUGGCUGUGUUUACACAAGCCAUUUUUUUCACUAAAUUGGUCUUUCGACCAAUCAGAUCAGUGCUGAAAAAUAUUUGAUGUGAAAAGAUCUGAAAUGAUUGGUCAAAAGACCAAUUAGUGGAAAAAAUAUCAGAAUUGGG